Eubalaena glacialis (North Atlantic right whale) is the source of this 2431-nucleotide messenger RNA. RefSeq names its product DAZ associated protein 1 (gene DAZAP1). The coding region runs from base 220 to 1713 and encodes 497 amino acids. Gene Ontology annotation, cellular component: cytoplasm. The record is from RefSeq and is a predicted model, not a curated record. The transcript has 13 exons. Gene Ontology annotation, molecular function: RNA binding. NCBI's taxonomy places the organism in Eukaryota, Metazoa, Chordata, Mammalia, Artiodactyla, Balaenidae.
UGAUGGGGGGGCACAUGAGGGCUCAGGUGACUUAGCACCGGAGUAGUCCUGGGGUGGAGCCUGUGGGUCCCUCAUGGGCGCGGCUCUUUCUGGAAUGGUUACUUGCGGAGGCUUUGGACGCAGAGAGCCUUCCGUUGAGCUCUGGCUGGCCCCGUGGGUGUAGACCGGGAGCACGCAGGGCCGAGCGAGCUUCCUGAGGCCUGUGGGCGUGAGCGCCCUAUGGGGGGGCCGCUGUGUGGUGGGGGAAGAGGUGUUUCCUGCCCUGUAGGGGUGGGGGUGGAGGGCCUUUUCUCUGGGGCUUCUCUCUUGCAUUUUGGAGCUGUCUUGGGCUCUGCAGGGUGUGGAACAGCAUCCCUGGCCCCCACCCCCUCGAUGCCAGAAGCCACAGAUGUCCCCAGACGUGGUCCAGUGUCCCCUGGGGGCAGGAUUGUCCAGCACAGUGAUAGAAUCAGGAAGCACAUAUCAACACCAUAUCAUCGUCUAAUCCACGGGGCAGAUUCCGGUUUUGUCAAUUUGCACAGGAAGCUCUUCGUGGGCGGUCUUGACUGGAGCACCACCCAAGAGACGCUGCGCAGCUACUUUUCCCAGUAUGGAGAGGUUGUGGACUGCGUGAUCAUGAAAGACAAGACAACCAACCAGUCUCGAGGGUUUGGGUUCGUCAAAUUCAAAGACCCAAACUGCGUGGGCACAGUACUGGCCAGCAGACCACACACCCUCGAUGGCCGAAACAUCGACCCAAAGCCAUGUACGCCGCGGGGGAUGCAGCCGGAGAGGACGCGGCCGAAGGAAGGCUGGCAGAAAGGACCCAGGAGUGAUAACAGUAAAUCAAAUAAGAUAUUUGUCGGUGGAAUUCCUCACAAUUGUGGUGAGACAGAGCUCAGGGAAUACUUCAAGAAAUUCGGAGUGGUCACGGAAGUGGUCAUGAUCUACGACGCGGAAAAGCAGAGGCCUCGAGGUUUUGGAUUUAUUACUUUCGAGGACGAACAAUCAGUGGACCAGGCUGUCAACAUGCAUUUUCACGACAUCAUGGGCAAAAAAGUGGAAGUUAAACGGGCCGAGCCACGGGACAGCAAAAGCCAAGCUCCGGGCCAGCCGGGGGCCAGCCAGUGGGGCAGCCGGGUCGUGCCCAGUGCCGCCAACGGCUGGGCAGGUCAGCCCCCACCCACGUGGCAGCAGGGGUAUGGCCCGCAAGGGAUGUGGGUGCCAGCAGGACAGGCGAUCGGUGGCUACGGACCGCCCCCCGCGGGAAGAGGAGCCCCGCCGCCGCCCCCGCCCUUCACUUCUUACAUCGUGUCCACCCCUCCCGGAGGGUUCCCCCCUCCCCAGGGCUUCCCCCAGGGCUACGGCGCGCCCCCGCAGUUCAGUUUUGGUUACGGGCCUCCACCUCCCCCACCGGAUCAGUUUGCCCCCCCGGGGGUCCCCCCGCCACCGGCCACUCCAGGGGCUGCGCCUCUGGCCUUCCCGCCACCUCCGUCUCAGGCCACCCCGGACAUGAGCAAACCGCCGUCGGCGCAGCCCGACUUCCCGUACAGCCAGUACGGUUACGGACAGGACUUGGCGGGCUUCGGACAGGGCUUCUCAGACCCCAGCCAGCAGCCCCCCUCCUACGGGGGCCCCUCGGUGCCCGGCUCGGGGGGUCCCCCCGCCGGCGGAAGUGGCUUUGGACGCGGUCAGAACCACAACGUACAAGGAUUCCACCCCUACCGACGCUAGCCGCAGCACCUAGAGGAUGUCAGACGGCUGAGGCCAGGAUUCAAACUUGUGAACUCGUGACAAUCACAAACUUGGGGAAAAUACCAACUGGAGCGUGGGGGGCUUCUGGCGGUAGCUGUGGGCAUCUGGACCGAAGUUUUUAAACGUAUUCUUUCUCUAACCCAUCAGCUCAAUAAAAAAGUCACUGGUUCAACAACAGGGUUAAAAAAAUUCUUCAGCUUUAAUUCAAAACUUCAGGUUUCUUUUUCUUCCUUUUUUUUGAAAUUAUUUUCCUGAGCCUUUAUUUUACCGUAUAUUGUAAACUUUUAUGUUAAAGAAAAAAAUAUACAUUUACAAAUUGUGAGAUUUUUAAGAGAAAUUUUCUACAAUGUAUACUCGCUUAUUUUUUAAUUUAAAACAGGGUUUCUGUCGGCACUGGUGGAGGUGAGGGGCGUUUUUAGUCCCUCACUCCUGGCUUUGAGGGUUGGGACUCGUUGGUCCAGAAACUCUGGGAGCUUAAAGAAGAAAUCUACUGAGUGUGUUUUGUUUUUUGUUUAUUCUUUGCUUUUGUCGACUGGCGUGCCUGGCCACGUCUGCAGGUGCGCCGUGGGGCCGUGCUCGCCUGCGUCCGCCCUGGCGUCAAGGACCAGGAGGCCGGGCCAGCCCAUCUCCCGCGCUUGGGGCUUCAGGGCAUCCCCGCUGACCGGUUUGAAUAAAGAAAGUGCGUUUGGAUUAGAAA